AUGCAAAGAAGCAGCGUCAGCAACGAUGAGCGCUCAGUGGCCAUAAUCGGUCUAUCAUGCCGUUUCCCAGGUCAGGCGAAGGACCUGGACGGGUUUUGGGAACUGCUCUGCAGAGGAAUAUCGGCGCAUUCCACGGUCCCAAAGGACCGCUUCAACAUCGAGGCCUUCUACAGCGGACCAGGCGGUGGUGGCCUGAACACAUGCCGCACCGACAGUGGUCACUUUCUCUCAUCCGACAUUCGGCGAUGGGAUGCCAACUUUUUCGGGGUGACGGCCGACGAGGCCAUGGCCAUGGACCCACAGCAAAGGUUGAUGAUGGAGGUGGCGUUUGAAGCGUUUGAAAACGCGGGAAUGACGCCUUCGCAGCUCGACGGCUCCAGCACAGGGGUCUGGAUGGGAGUCAACAGCAACGACUGGCGGGAAACGCUGUUCCGAGACCCGGAGGCUGCGCCUUUGCACACUUGGACGGGAACGGGACCGGAAUACAUCUCGGGGAGGGUGUCGUGGUUCUUCAACCUGCGCGGACCCAGCAUGACGGUCAACACGGCGUGCUCGUCCAGUCUUGUGGCCUUGCACGAAGCCAGGAAUGCCAUUCUCGCGGGCGACUGCGAGAUGGCCAUAGUCGGCGGCGCCAAUCUUAUCUUCAACCCAGAGUAUUACAUGUACUACUCCAACCAGCUGUUUCUGUCGCCCGAUGGAAAAUGCAAAAGCUUCGACGCGUCCGGCGACGGCUUUGGGAGGGGAGAAGGCCUUGGCGCCGUCAUCCUCAAGCCGCUGAAGAGGGCGGUUGAGCAUGGAGACUCCAUCCGUGCGAUACUCAGGGGUAGUGGUGUAGGGCAGGACGGUUGGACGAGCGGGAUCACCCUUCCCAAUGCUGAUGCACAAGCGGACUUGAUUCGAGCGGUUUACGCGGAUGCCGGGCUGGACCCGCGUACAACCGGAUACGUCGAGGCUCAUGGCACGGGGACCAAGGUUGGCGAUCCAGCCGAGCUUGAGGCGAUUGCCAAGGCUAUGAAAACAGCAGAGAGGGCGAAGCAGCUGAUGGUUGGAUCGGUCAAGACAAACAUUGGCCACCUGGAAGCGGCGGCUGGAAUAGCCGGACUGGUCAAAUCGAUCUUGAUGUUGGAAAAAGCACAACUACCACCAACCAUCGGCAUCAAGAAUUUCAACCCCAAGAUCGAGUGGGACCAGUGGAAAUUGCAGGUCAACGACGUGCUUCUCCCAUGGCCCAAGGAUUCCGACCAACCAAGGCGCAUCGGAAUCAGCUCGUUUGGCGCCAGCGGAACCAUUGCGCACGCAAUUCUUGACGAGGGAUACAAAUCGACCAAUGGCGUGCAUGACCCGACAGCCAUAUGGCCAUCCUGCACCUGGCCACAUCACCAACUCGUCACGGUCAGCGCCGCAGACAAAGACGGCAUCAGACGUCAAGCACAGGCGUUGGGUAAAUACUUACAGCAGUGGUUGGAAAGAAAAUUGCCGUCGUCGCAGGAAGAGACGGCCUUUCUGGGGCAACUGGCCUACACGCUCGGGACCAAGCGAGCGGACUUGUCGUAUCGCUCGUUUAUAGUCGCCGACAACAUACGGGACCUGUGCGCGCAACUAAUGCCGGAUGAUCAGAGCAGCUCGGCAUUAACAUCCGCCAUCACCAGGGCUGCAGCGGGCAACACGAGCGAUGGCCCUCACCUACGUAUAGGCAUGGUCUUUACCGGCCAGGGGGCACAAUGGGCUCGCAUGGGCAUCGAGCUGUUGAGGUACAAGGUCUUUGAACAAAGCCUACAGCGGGCAGAUGACUUUUUCCGGGACAGGCUCGGGUGUGCGUGGUCGGCGCUGCAAGAGUUGCGUGCGGACAAGGACCGGUGCAAUUUGAAAAAGGCGGAAUACAGCCAACCUUUGUGCACUGCACUGCAGAUCGCACUGGUGGAUCUGUUGGCUUCGUGGGGGAUUCGGCCAGCAGCGGUUGCAGGACAUUCCAGUGGCGAGAUGGCUGCGGCCUACGCGAUAGGUUCCCUCUCCGCAGAGGAUGCCCUGACGGCAGCAUACUGGCGCGGCAACCUUGACGGCAGGACCAGUCAGCCCCGUGGUGCCAUGGUGGCUGCUGCCUUGUCCGAACAGGCUGCCCAGGCCCUGAUCGGUCAGGUUCCCCGGUCCAAAGGCGUCGUGGUGGUCGGCUGCGUCAACUCGCCCUCGAGCGUCACGCUGUCCGGCGAUGAAGAGGCCGUCAUGGCGGUAGCUCAGUUGAUCACGGAUCAGGGCGUUUUUAAUCGACGUCUUCAGGUCGACGCCGCCUACCACUCUCCCCACCAAUCGCGCGUCUCGGAGGAAUACCUCAUGCGCAUCCUCCACAUGGCACCGAAGCCCAUCAGACCCGGCUGCACCAUGUUCUCCACCGUGACCGGGAGGGUGGUGCCCAACGAGCGGGCCCUGGGCCCGACCAAUUGGGUCCGCAACCUGGUUUCGCCCGUUUUGUUUGCCCAGGCGGUCGAGGCCAUGCUUGUCUCCAAAGAGGCGAACGUCCAGCUUCUGCUCGAGGUUGGACCCCACGGCGCACUGGCCGCGCCCUGCCAGAACAUCAUGUCCAAGGCCGGCGUCACGCUCCCUUACUGCUCCGUGUUGAGCAGGGACAAGGACGCGGCUGUCACGUCCCUGGCCACCGCCGGAGAGCUCUGGGCGCGCGGAGCAAAGAUCAACGUGGCCGCCGUCAACCUGCCUGACCUUGACAGCAUUCCUCCGGCGCCGCUGAUCGACCUCCCCCCCUACCAAUGGAACCACGAAAGGUCGUAUUGGAGCGAGUCCCGGCUGGCGACCGAAUAUUGCCAUCGACGACAUCCCCACGCCCGAUUUCUCGGGACACCGUUCCCAACCCUGGUUGAGGGCGAGCAUCUCUGGCGGGCUUUGAUUCGCCCCAGCGACGAAGAUUGGCUCCUUGACCACAAGAUCCAGGGUACUGUUGUCUACCCCGCCGUCGGGUACAUCGCCAUGACCGUCGAGGCGGCCAGGCAGAUGGCCACCACGACGAGCCAAAACGGGUCUGGGGGUGGUUCCAGCCGCAGCCUGCGGGCCUUUCACCUUCGGGAAAUCGAGUUCCUGGCCGCCACGGCUCCAGCCGAGCACCAAGCCAUCGAGAUUACGAUAUGCGUGAGGCCCGCCCCAGGUUCUUCGGCCACCUCGCCAGAUUGGCAUCAUUAUACCAUUUCGACAUGCACCGAUGGCAAAACCAUCCGCAACGUGUGCACCGGUCUUUUUCAAGUCGAGUAUGAGCCAGAGGCCGAGACCGCCGAGGCCUACGAGCUGGCCGAGGCUGAUGGACGCAUACGAGCGCGUCUGCUCCAAGCCAAGGCUGAAUGUCGUCAGCAGAAGAACCCGGAAGGCUUCUACAUGGAGUUGGCUCGGAUCGGGCUCGAAUUCGGCCCUGCCUUUCGCAACAUGUCGGCCAUCUGGACGGGCAAGUCUCAAAGCUACUGCGUCGUCGACGUCGUCAACCCCUCGUCGAAAUGCGACAGUGAGGAGCGGCCUUUUAUCAUUCACCCGGCCACCUUUGAUCCCAUUUUGCAGACCAUCACCGCCGCGCUCGAUUCGCCCUCCAGGACGCCGGUCCCCACGGCCAUCGAAGAGCUGGUCAUCUCUGCAGACAUUCCACGCGAGGUGGGACGGCGUCUGCACGUAUGCUCGAACGUCGUGCCUCGGGGGAAUUACGACAUCCUAAGCGAGAUCCACGCGCUGGAGGAGGAGUCCAACAGGCCAGUCAUGCUGCUGCGCGGGCUCAAAACUACCCUGCUGCCGCCGAGCGACGUCGUUGGCGCGCUUGAAAAGGCUCACAAGAUUUGCGGCCGGAUCGAAUGGAGGCCGUCACUAGAACUUUUGCUGUCUCGCCCGGACGAUCUGCGAAACGUGAUUCUGAAUCGCAUCAACGGAGAGAGAGAGGCUUUGAAUGAGUUGAUGCAGAUAAUAUGCCACAACUUCCCAGAGGCUUCAAUUCUGGAGAUCGGAGUCAGUCCCGACGACGAAUUCCUUGCCCAAAAGCUUUCACUUUCAUGGAGUCGUGUUUUGGAUUGGGAAACUGCAGCUUGGACUGGGGAUGGCAUCCAGUAUUCGUCAACAACGGGGGAAACGAACUCCAGUGACAGCCAAGUGGACGUUGUCAUCCUUCGGCAGCUUCCCCCAAACCAAGACUUUGGCGCCUUGUUGACCGAAAUCACCGACAAACUCAACAAAGAGAGUCCCCUCGGCUUUGUAUGCAUCACAAGUUCUAUUGAAGUUGUCGAAAAGGCUUUGGCGGAGCGAAACACCAAGCCUCUACUGUCCAUCCAUGACAAGCACGCUGAGCGUGGUAUUUUGGUCUUCAGAGCCACCGGGAAAGAAUCGGAACCCGUCCUCUGCAAAUCCAGACGGGGGAGUGUCGUUGUCUUGCGUUCGAACCAGCCAUCCAGCCUUGAAGCCAGCAUGAGCCGUCACCUACAAAAGCACCUCCAACAAAUUGGCAUCAACACCACGGUCAGCCAGUGGGAGGACGUUUCAACUGUUCCCGCCAACGCCCACGUCAUUUCGCUCGUGGAAGUUAGCAAAGCAGUUGUCGAAACACUCGACGAAGCAGAUUUCGCAAAGCUCAAAAACCUUGUUUCAAAAACGAGCGAAGUACUAUGGGUUACCAGCGAAACCUGCCAAGGGAUUGCCAUCCGGGGUGCUGUUGAUGGCUUUUCGCGGAGCCUCAAAAACGAGGACGCCAGGGUUGUGUUCAGGGUUGCACACUUUGGCCGGCGGGUUGAAGCAGACGCCGAAAAGAUGGCCGGGGUGAUUGUACGUCUCGUGACAAACAAGACGCGCGAUGACGAGUUCAGAGUCAAGGUGCUGGGUGACGAUCUGGUCGCUUUUACUUGCCGCGUCGCUCCUGACGAAAUGCUCAGCAAUUACGUCCAGAAAAAGGCAGGGACCAUAAGCGAGGGCCGGGUUCUGCCAGACGAAAGCUCACAGCAAAUUUCGUCCAAGGACAGACCCAUCAUUAAGCUCGACAUUGCUGAGCGGGGACAGCUUGAAACUCUGCAUUUUGUCGAGCAUCAAAGCUUUGGCUCUGAACUGAAGGAUGAUGAGAUCGAGAUUCAAGUGGAAGCAUCUGGGCUUAAUUUCAAAGACAUUAUGAUCGCCUUGGGACGCGUCCCGGGAACGAUGGAGGGGGCAGAAGGGAGUGGCAUUAUUACACGUGUUGGCAGGACCGUGGCAGGGUUCCGUGUUCAUGACCGGGUAGUCUGUCUCUCCAUCGGGAUGCAUUCUUCCUUGAUCCGGGUACCAUCUUGGGUGUGCCGAAAAAUCCCGGAUUCGCUGUCGUUUGCCGAGGCUGCGUCUCUGCCGGUGGUACAUUGCACCGCUUACAACGCCUUUGUGCGCAUUGCGCGUGCAGACGAGAGCGAGGCGCCUGACGUUCGAAAAUCUGUGCUAAUCCACGCCGCUGCGGGGGGAUUGGGCCAGGUAGCUAUACAAUAUGCCCAGCACUUUGGCAUGGAGAUUUUUGCAACGGUGGGAUCACAGGCUAAGCGCGACCUGAUCAAACGCUUGUACGGCAUUCCCGACGACCACAUCCUAUGCUCGCGCGAUACCAGUUUUGCCAUGGCCAUCAACCGGAUGACCGCCCACCGCGGCGUGGAUAUGGUCCUCAACUCCCUCGCCGGUGAGAUUCUGCGUCAGAGCUGGCAGUGUUUGGCUCCAGGGGGGACGUUUGUGGAAGUUGGAAAGGCAGCUAUCGACAGCGUCCGUCCCCCUGGAAACGAGGUUGGCGCCACCUAUACGGUGUUCGAUCUGGAGCACAUCAUCCGUCGCAACCCACGUCUAGCAAGCCGUCUCCUCGACGGGGCACUCGAGUACGUCCGCAGCGGCGUGAUCAAACCACCCAGCCCCUGCCGCCUCGUCUCCAUCAGCGACCUUCAUGAGGCCUUCCGUCUCAUGCAAACCGGUCAACAUAUGGGCAAGAUCGUCUUUUCAUGGUCUGGGAAUCCAGUCGUGCCUAUGCUGAAGCCCAACCCAUUCUCGAUCGUGGCGUCGAUGCCAUCCCAACUCGAUCCCGACGCCACAUACCUACUCGUGGGCGGCCUGGGUGGGAUCGGUCGCAGCAUCUCCCGCAUGCUCGUCGACAUGGGCGCCCGCAAACUCUGCUUCAUCUCCCGCUCCGGGCUGUCCUCCUCCCCACCUGCCCGCGCCCUCGUCGCCGAAUUGCAGGCCCUCCAAUGCCGCGUAACGGCGUAUGCCUGCGAUGCCGCUGAUGCUUCGCAGCUUUCUCAAACCCUCGUCAACUGCCAGCGUGAUUCCGGACCGGUCCGUGGGCUUGUUCAGUGCGCCAUGGUGCUCCGGGACUGCACCUUUGCCAAUAUGGAAUUUUCACAGUGGAACGACGCCGUUCGUCCCAAGAUCCAGGCGAGCUGGAACCUGCACAACAUCUUGCCCGACCUUGACUUUUUUACCAUGCUAGCCUCGUUUGCGGGCUAUUUUGGUAACGCCGGCCAGAGCAACUACGGCGCCGGCUGCGCUUUUCAAGACUCGCUAGCCGAAUAUCGAAGAUCGAUCGGCAAGCCGGCCGUAUCCUUGGACCUUGGCAUCGUGAACGACGUCGGCAUUCUAGCCGAAACAGGUUUGACGGACAAUCUGCGCGACUGGGCGCCGCAGUUUGGUAUCAAGGAACGCCAACUGCAAGACUUGAUCCGUAUUUCGCUCCUCGACCAAUUGACAGCCCGACCGGCCAUCCCGCCUCAGGUGCCAACGGGCUUUGCUUCGCUGCGGGCCGCAGAUUUGGCUGCCAUCCCUCGGCCUGUGUACCUAAACGACUCGCGAUUUUCCGUCCUGGCUGCAGAUGGGCGGUUGGAAUCUCAAAUGUCCAACGGACAACGGUCGGGACAUGCGUCAUCUUUCCAGCACCGACUUGAAGCGGCAAAAGUCACUCGGGAAAAGGCCGAGGUGCGGGCAAUAGUCGAGGAAAUGCUGACGCACAAGGUGGCGCAGUCGCUCAAGGUGGCCGCUGACGAGAUCGAUCCGAAUAAAAGCCUGCCGUCGUACGGCAUUAAUUCGCUUGUCGCCAUUGAAAUUAGGAAUUGGAUAUUCAAAGAGAUCAAAGCCAAUGUAGCCAUCUUCAACUUGAUUGCUCCGGUUCCGCUGACCAAAUUGGUGGAGGAUAUCACUAAUGAACUUGGUUGA
Molecule: messenger RNA, 7173 nt
Organism: Pyricularia pennisetigena
Lineage: Eukaryota; Fungi; Ascomycota; Sordariomycetes; Magnaporthales; Pyriculariaceae
Exons: 5
Coding region: 1-7173 (2390 amino acids)
Biological process (GO): secondary metabolite biosynthetic process; fatty acid biosynthetic process
Molecular function (GO): oxidoreductase activity; phosphopantetheine binding; fatty acid synthase activity
Source: RefSeq, a predicted model, not a curated record